This is a messenger RNA of Leptosia nina, 1671 nucleotides long. NCBI's taxonomy places the organism in Eukaryota, Metazoa, Arthropoda, Insecta, Lepidoptera, Pieridae. The record is from the annotation of a GenBank genome assembly.
AUGGAGCCAAAAGUGAAUCUAUUGCAAGACCCGGCUUAUAAGAAGCUACAAGAAUAUUACAACACAAACGCCGAUAAAAUUAAUAUUCUACAACUAUUCCAACAAGAUGUUGAACGUUUUAACAAAUACAGCCUGUGCAUUCCUACGCCUAAUGAUGGUGAGAUACUCCUUGACUACUCCAAGAACCGUGUUGACGACAAUGCUUUCUCGCUCCUUUUAAACCUAGCAAAGAGUCGCAAUGUUGAAAAAGCCAGGGACGCUAUGUUUUCAGGUGAAAAGAUAAACUUUACCGAAGAUAGAGCUGUACUCCACAUUGCUCUACGGAAUAGACAAAACAGACCAAUACUUGUCAAUGGAAAAGAUGUUACACCUGAUGUGAAUGCAGUACUGGCUCACAUGAAGGAAUUUUCACAACAAGUCAUUAGUGGAUCUUGGAAAGGAUACACAGGAAAACCAAUAACUGACGUCAUCAAUAUUGGUAUUGGUGGAUCUGAUCUGGGUCCCCUUAUGGUAACAGAAGCCCUGAAACCCUACGCCACUCAUCUGAAGGUUCACUUCGUAUCUAAUAUCGACGGAACUCACCUCGCGGAAGUACUAAAACGCUUGAACCCUGAAACAGCCCUCUUCAUCAUCGCAUCCAAGACCUUCACGACUCAGGAGACCAUCACCAACGCGACUUCAGCUAAAACCUGGUUUCUGGAUGUGGCUAAAGACCCAUCAGCUGUCUCCAAACACUUUGUUGCGUUAUCAACGAAUGCUGAGAAGGUGACGGCGUUCGGUAUCGACCCCAAAAACAUGUUCGGCUUUUGGGAUUGGGUUGGUGGAAGAUAUUCUCUGUGGUCUGCCAUCGGUCUGUCCAUAUCUUUGUACAUCGGUUUCGACAACUUCGAAAAACUCUUGGAUGGCGCGAGUUUUAUGGACAAUCACUUCUGCAGCGCACCGUUGGAGAAAAACGCGCCGGUAAUCCUAGCUCUACUCGGCGUAUGGUACAGCAACUUGUUUGGGGCAGAAACUCAUGCGUUGUUGCCCUAUGACCAGUAUUUACACAGAUUCGCGGCGUACUUCCAGCAAGGAGAUAUGGAGAGCAACGGCAAGUAUGUGACUCGUUCGGGGGCUGAAGUACAGUACAGCACUGGGCCUAUCGUCUGGGGCGAACCUGGUACUAAUGGCCAGCAUGCCUUCUACCAGCUCAUCCAUCAAGGAACCAGGUUGAUUCCGUGCGACUUCAUUGCUCCUGCGCAGACGCAUAAUCCAAUCGCAGGCGGUGUGCACCACAAGAUCUUGCUCGCCAACUUCCUGGCUCAAACUGAGGCGUUGAUGAAGGGCAAGACUGCGGGAGAGGCGGAAGCGGAACUUAAGAAGUCUGGUAUGGCGCCAGAGGCGAUUUCAAAGAUUCUCCCUCACAAAGUGUUCAAGGGCAACCGUCCCACUAACUCUAUAGUCGUCAAAAAGGUCACACCAUUCACCCUUGGUGCUCUUAUUGCUAUGUACGAGCACAAAAUCUUCAUCCAAGGAGUGAUCUGGGACAUAAACUCCUUCGACCAAUGGGGAGUGGAGUUAGGCAAGCAACUGGCGAAAGCCAUCGAACCAGAACUCCAAGACAACAGCAAAGUCACAUCACACGAUGCGUCCACUAACGGACUUAUUAACUUCUUAAAGGCAAACUUCUAA